CCAGUGUCCCUUCCUUCCAUCCUGGCGCCCCCUGGCCCUGGCUCCGCGGCCUCUCUGUCCCGGGCACCCCAGACUUGCGGGCUCAAUCUGCGCAGCGUCUCCAUGUUGACCAAACCUCUGCAGGGGCUUCCCGCGCCCCCAGUGACUCAAAUGCCGCCACCAGGAGGCAAGAAUCGGGAAGCAUUUGAGGCUGAAUACCGACUCGGUUCCCUCCUGGGCAAAGGGGGCUUCGGCACUGUCUUCGCGGGACACCGGAUCACAGACCGACUCCAGGUGGCCAUUAAAGUGAUACCCCGAAAUCGUGUGCUGGACUGGUUCCCUUUGACAAACUCGGCCACUUGCCCGCUUGAGGUGGCACUGCUGUGGAAGGUGGGUGCAGGUGGUGGGCACCCUGGAGUGAUCCGCUUGCUUGACUGGUUUGAGACACCAGAGGGCGUCAUGCUGGUUUUUGAGAGGCCUUCACCUGCCCAGGAUCUCUUUGACUACAUCACGGAGCAGGGCCCUCUGGGUGAGGACCGAAGCCGCUGCCUCUUUGCACAGGUAGUAUCAGCUGUUCAGCACUGCCAUGCCUGUGGAGUUGUUCAUCGUGAUAUCAAAGAUGAAAACAUCCUGAUGGACCUCCGCCGGGACUGUGCCAAACUCAUUGAUUUUGGGUCUGGCGCCUUGCUUCAUGAUGAACCCUACACUGACUUUGAUGGGACAAGGGUGUACAGCCCCCCAGAGUGGAUCUCUCUACACCAGUACCAUGCGCUCCCGGCUACCGUCUGGUCACUUGGUAUCCUCCUCUAUGACAUGGUGUGUGGGGACAUUCCCUUCGAGAGGGACCAGGAGAUUCUGGAGGCUGAGCUCCACUUCCCUGACCAUGUCUCUUCAGACUGCUGUGCCCUAAUUCGCCGGUGCCUGGCUCCCAAGCCCUCUGCCCGUCCCUCACUGGAGGAGAUUCUGCUGGACCCCUGGAUGCAGACACCAGCCAAGGAUACUGCAACCCUCACCACCCCCAAAGGAGAUCCCAACCCCGUGGCAUGGUCCCUGCUGCCCUAG
Messenger RNA from Chrysochloris asiatica (Cape golden mole), 1041 nucleotides. It is a transcript of the gene PIM2, whose product is annotated as pim-2 oncogene. Lineage: Eukaryota; Metazoa; Chordata; Mammalia; Afrosoricida; Chrysochloridae. Gene Ontology annotation, cellular component: cytoplasm. The transcript has 6 exons. The record is from RefSeq and is a predicted model, not a curated record. The coding region runs from base 103 to 1041 and encodes 312 amino acids. Gene Ontology annotation, molecular function: ATP binding; protein serine/threonine kinase activity. Gene Ontology annotation, biological process: regulation of mitotic cell cycle; protein autophosphorylation; negative regulation of apoptotic process.